This is a messenger RNA of Aspergillus glaucus CBS 516.65, 1712 nucleotides long. RefSeq names its product elongation of very long chain fatty acids protein. The transcript has 3 exons. NCBI's taxonomy places the organism in Eukaryota, Fungi, Ascomycota, Eurotiomycetes, Eurotiales, Aspergillaceae. Gene Ontology annotation, molecular function: fatty acid elongase activity. The record is from RefSeq and is a predicted model, not a curated record. Gene Ontology annotation, cellular component: endoplasmic reticulum membrane. Gene Ontology annotation, biological process: very long-chain fatty acid biosynthetic process; fatty acid elongation, monounsaturated fatty acid; fatty acid elongation, saturated fatty acid. The coding region runs from base 238 to 1242 and encodes 334 amino acids.
UUCUCGUCGGUCUCUCCUUGUUAUUUUUCUUUCUUCUCUUUCUCUCUUCUCUUCUCUUCUCUCUCUAUCGCGUUUUCCCUUCCAUUCCUUCUUUUAUCUUCGUUUCUUGCUGCUUCUCGAAGCGUUCCCUUCCCUUCUUCCCCUUCCUCCCCUGCCCGCGUUUGCCGGGGACUUCCAGCUGUCGCGUUUUUCUGUUUGCCUGAAUUCGCACCGGUAAAGGGUCAAUUCGGCUUCACAAUGGCGCUCGAUUUCCUGCAGGACUAUCGUCCGACGAUUGAUCGGCCGUUUGGCAUUCAGCUAUGGCCCAUCUUCGACAAGGCGUUCGAGUAUGUCAUGGGCUAUCCCGCGAGCCAGUUCGAGUUCGUCCGCGGCGAGACCCCCUUCUCGACCAUUGAAUCGACCAGUGUCAUGCUCGUUGCCUACUAUAUCAUUAUCUUCGGAGGUCGCGAAAUCAUGAAGAGCCGUCCGGCGCUCAAGCUCAACACGCUGUUCAUGAUCCACAACCUCUACCUGACCCUGAUCAGCGGAACUUUGUUGGCUUUGUUCAUUGAACAGCUGUUGCCCACGAUCUGGAGAAACGGUGUCUUCUACGCUAUCUGUGAUUACAAUGGUGGUUGGACUCAGCCCCUCAUCAUCAUUUACUAUCUCAACUACCUGACCAAAUACCUCGAAUUGAUCGACACGGUUUUCCUGUUCCUCAAGAAGAAGCCUCUGACCUUCCUCCACACCUACCACCACGGAGCUACCGCCCUUCUGUGCUACACUCAGCUUAUUGGAUUGACUGCGGUGCAAUGGGUCCCCAUCACUAUCAACCUUCUCGUCCACGUCGUGAUGUACUGGUACUACUUCCAGAGUGCUCGUGGCGUCCGCAUCUGGUGGAAGGAAUGGAUCACCCGUCUGCAGAUCCUGCAGUUCGUCAUUGACCUUGGCUUCAUCUACUUCGCUUCCUACACCUACUUCACGAGCACCUACUUCCCCUGGAUGCCCAACGCCGGCCAGUGCGCCGGUGAGGAAUUCGCUGCUUUCGCCGGAAUGAUCAUCAUCACUUCCUACCUCGUCCUGUUCGUCUCGUUCUACAUUGCCACCUACAACAAGACUUCUAAGGCUGGUCGCCCUCGCCGCAACACUGGCCGACAGUCUCUGAUUGACAUGAGGAACGCUGAGAUCCCCGCUGUCGGUGAUAAGAACGCGACGACCACCGGCCGGUCGAACGGUCCCGUCACCCGCUCUCGCAAGGCAUAAACGCCACGGAGUGGGUAGAACGUUGGCUCGUGUGGCUCACCUUACCCAGUCACACCUCUUGGCAGGAAUAGUGACAGGAGCACAGCAUAAUCCUAAUCUAAACGUUCCCCGAGGCCAUCUGCUACUCUGUCGGUGGCCCUCGGAAGCUUUGCUCAAAGGGUGCGAAGACCACGAAGAGCACCACUUCUUUUUCUUUCUUCACUUCGGUUUCUCUUCUGGUGACUACAUAUUUUAUAUUGUUUAAUGAACGAACCUUACGAUACUGGUCGCUUUCUGUCUCGCGACCAGGGCAUGCACGGCGCUAUUGUGACAGUGAGGAUAAACGCUUUGGUGGAAGAUGGUGGUGAUCUUUUUUACCUUCUUUUAGGAAGGCUGUUCGAGUCGACGGCUUCCUAGCCUGUAUUUUUUUUUUUUUUUUUUUUUUUUUUUUUUUUUUUUUUUUUUUUUUUUUUCUUCUUUGUUUUUUUUUU